AUGUUGCGCACGAUACGCAGUCACGACGAUGUACCUGCCUACUCACACAAAAGCCCGGAAGAGAUAGUCACCGACUAUCUACAAAAGGUAUUCCAACACCUAGAGAUGGAAGUCGACCAGUUUGGCCCGAUCGCAAGAAAGCAUACAGCGACUGAUCUUGUGGUCACUGUACCUACGGACUGGUCCUAUAUGGCGAUGAACUCAACCUAUCGAGCAUUGAUGAAAGCGGGGUUUAACCGGAUGAACUUUCCGAGAUUACAGGACAUCAUGUUCAUCACAGAACCGGAGGCUGCUGCAGUCUACACUGCGCGCCAUUAUCGAGACGAGUUGUCACAAACAACUUUGCAGGAGGGACAGUACUUCAUACUGUGUGAUGCCGGGGGCGGCACAGUGGACGUGGUUUCAUACCAGGUUAAGCGUUUGGAACCAGCGCUUGAGCUGGAGGCCAUUGGAAGUCCGACUGGUAAGCUGAGUUCACGCCUAGCGAGUGUCAUUAACCAGCCAUAG
Messenger RNA from Alternaria hordeiaustralica, 507 nucleotides. RefSeq lists its product as uncharacterized. Lineage: Eukaryota; Fungi; Ascomycota; Dothideomycetes; Pleosporales; Pleosporaceae. The transcript has 4 exons. The record is from RefSeq and is a predicted model, not a curated record. Bases 1 to 507 code for a protein of 168 amino acids.